Penicillium mononematosum is the source of this 1233-nucleotide messenger RNA. Its product is annotated as aminoalcoholphosphotransferase. Gene Ontology annotation, cellular component: membrane. Gene Ontology annotation, biological process: phospholipid biosynthetic process. Lineage: Eukaryota; Fungi; Ascomycota; Eurotiomycetes; Eurotiales; Aspergillaceae. The coding region runs from base 1 to 1233 and encodes 410 amino acids. The transcript has 7 exons. Gene Ontology annotation, molecular function: phosphotransferase activity, for other substituted phosphate groups. The record is from RefSeq and is a predicted model, not a curated record.
AUGGUGUACAUCCGGCAACAUGAAUUGGCGAAUCUGAAGAACUACAAAUAUGCCGGAGUCGACCACUCGCCUGUCAGUCGGUUUAUACUGAAGCCGUUCUACAACAAAUGCGUGAUUCCCUGUUUCCCCAUGGGGAUGGCACCCAAUGCCAUCACUCUCAGCGGAUUCAUGUUCGUGGUAAUUAAUUUCCUCACCGUUAUGUGGUACAACCCGAACUUGGAUACGGACUGCCCGCCCUGGGUCUAUGCCAGUUGUGCUAUUGGCUUGUUCCUGUACCAGACCUUCGAUGCUGUAGAUGGCAUGCAGGCACGGAGGACGAGACAGAGUGGCCCGCUGGGCGAGCUCUUUGAUCACAGUGUCGAUGCAUGCAACACCGGUCUUAGCGUCUUGGUCUUCGCAGCAGCAAUGAACAUGGGCCAGUCCUGGAUGACCUUCAUCGCUCUAUUCGGCUCAACGAUGACCUUCUACGUCCAAACAUGGGAUGAGUACUACACGCAAAUCCUCACAUUGGGCGUGAUAUCCGGACCUGUUGAGGGCAUCCUCACCCUGUGCGUCGUCUACAUAUUUACCGCCUAUAUGGGCGGCGGCAGCUUCUGGCAUCAGCCCAUGCUGGAGACCAUCGGCGUGCCGAAGCCUAGCUUCCUCUCAAGCCAGGUGUACAACAUGCCCUUCACGCAGUGGUAUCUUGUGUACGGCGCGAUCAUGCUCUGCUUCGCCAUCAGCUCGAGUAUCAUGCACGUCAUGAAGGUGCGUCGCGAGCGAGGCCAGGACCCCUUCUCGCCGCUGUACGGCCUCCUGCCCUUGGCGGUUAUCUGGACUCUCAUUCCCGCCUACCUAUACCUGCAGCCGGUGAUUUUGGAAAACUACACCAUCCCCUUCGGGCUGUUCGUGAGUCUCGUCAAUGCGUACUCUGUUGGCCGCAUUAUCAUCGGCCACCUGACUCAGACGAGUUUCCCGUAUCAAAACGUCCUGCUGUACCCGCUCGCUCUGGGUGUUUUGGACAGCGUAGGUGCGCUCAUCGGCUUGUGGUCCGCCCCUGUGCUUGGGUACGGUGUUGGGCAGGUAGGAUUCGUAUUCGGGUUAUUGGGACUGGCUGUCGGUGUGUACGGAAGCUUCGUGUUUGAUAUCAUCACCACGAUAUGCGACUACAUCGAUAUCUGGUGCCUCACGAUCAAGUACCCAUUUGUCGAGGAGACCGAGCGCAAGACCGGAGUUUCGAAGAAGACCAUAUAA